CAUACCAUCGCCUUGGAAACGAGGUGUUUAUAUUAGCCAUAAGCUAAUACACAAUGCGAUUCACAUCAUGCUGAUUUGACAGUUGUCCUCUCACGCUUUAACCAAUAUUUUGAAAUUUAUUUCUAUCCCAUAUAGAAGAGAAAUGUUUAUUUGUUUAUACGACUUGUUAGUAGCUUGCUUGCUCGCUCGCUAGAUCUGCCAACUGGGCUGCCUUUUUUCUCAGUGUUUGAAGAUGUUCAAGUUGAAAAUACUAUUGAUUGGACCAAGCGAGUGUGGAAAAACAGCACUAGCUAAUUUUCUCUCCGAUACAACGGAAACAAUCGGGUCUGAUUAUAGCCCAACACAGGGCGUAAGGAUACUCGAGUUUGAAUCACAGAAUCUGUCUAAUAAUGGCAACAAACAUUCGGCAUGUGAGGUGGAACUGUGGGAUUGUGGAGGAGAUUUCAAGUUUGAAUCAUGUUGGCCAGCUUUGAUGAAGGACUCCAAUGGGGUAGUGAUAGUAUUUAACCCAGAUGUGCCCAGCCAUCUGAAGGAAAUAGAGACCUGGCAUUCUACAUUCAUCUCUUCUCAGGGGUUACUGGAGACUCAAUGUCUGUUAAUAGCACACCAUAAACCAGGAAGUGGAGCGGGUACUGCUCGUCCAACAUUAGCCCCAAAACUGAGCAAACUGCCUCUCGUUCAUUCAAACCUUGAGGAAGAUCCUGAAGAUGUCCGCCAAGAAUUCCACAAAUACUUGGGAAAUGUUCUGCGGAUGCUUUCAGAAAACCAAGAACGUGAAGAGAUGUCAAUUAUUACAUAAUUAGAUUUUUAUACUAAAUCUUCAUCACAAAAUAUACACUUUAUACAUAA
Messenger RNA from Misgurnus anguillicaudatus (oriental weatherfish), 849 nucleotides. RefSeq names its product intraflagellar transport 22 homolog (Chlamydomonas) (gene ift22). The record is from RefSeq and is a predicted model, not a curated record. Lineage: Eukaryota; Metazoa; Chordata; Actinopteri; Cypriniformes; Cobitidae.